GAUAGUGGUAACUUCACCUACGGUGUUUUGUAUCCCAAGAAUUGCUAUAAAUUGGAACCAUUGGCAGCCUUUCAAAUCGCCAAUUCUAUUCAAUCUCCUUUAAUCGCUAGGUUGCGAGUUUUUGCUCCGGUUCAAGAUGCAGAUCUUCGUUAAGACCCUCACCGGCAAGACCAUCACCCUCGAGGUGGAGUCCUCGGACACGAUCGAUAACGUAAAGGCGAAGAUCCAGGACAAGGAAGGAAUCCCUCCCGACCAGCAAAGGCUGAUCUUUGCCGGUAAGCAACUCGAGGACGGCCGCACUCUCGCGGAUUACAACAUCCAAAAGGAGUCGACCCUCCACCUUGUUCUCCGUCUGCGUGGUGGCAUGCAGAUCUUCGUCAAGACCCUCACCGGCAAGACGAUCACGCUCGAGGUCGAAUCCUCCGAUACGAUCGACAACGUCAAGGCGAAGAUUCAGGACAAGGAAGGCAUCCCUCCGGACCAGCAAAGGUUGAUCUUUGCCGGCAAGCAACUGGAGGACGGCCGCACCUUGGCCGAUUACAACAUACAGAAGGAAUCCACCCUCCACCUUGUCCUCCGUCUCCGUGGUGGCAUGCAGAUCUUCGUCAAAACCUUGACCGGCAAGACCAUCACCCUCGAGGUGGAGAGUUCCGACACUAUUGACAACGUGAAGGCCAAGAUCCAGGACAAGGAGGGCAUCCCCCCGGAUCAGCAAAGGUUGAUCUUCGCCGGCAAACAGCUUGAGGACGGCCGCACCUUGGCCGAUUACAACAUUCAAAAGGAGUCUACCCUCCACCUCGUGCUCCGCCUCCGCGGCGGCAUGCAGAUUUUCGUGAAGACCCUCACCGGCAAGACCAUCACUCUCGAGGUGGAGAGCUCCGACACCAUUGACAACGUGAAGGCGAAGAUUCAGGACAAGGAGGGCAUCCCUCCGGAUCAGCAAAGGCUCAUCUUCGCCGGCAAGCAGUUGGAGGAUGGCCGCACCCUGGCAGACUACAACAUCCAGAAGGAGUCCACCCUUCAUUUGGUGCUGAGGCUGAGGGGAGGGAUGCAAAUCUUCGUGAAGACCCUCACUGGCAAAACGAUCACCCUGGAGGUUGAGAGCUCGGACACAAUCGACAAUGUCAAAGCAAAAAUCCAGGACAAGGAGGGGAUUCCGCCGGAUCAGCAGAGGCUCAUCUUCGCUGGGAAGCAGCUGGAGGACGGGCGCACCCUGGCGGAUUACAACAUUCAAAAGGAGUCCACCCUUCACCUGGUCCUCCGCCUCCGUGGUGGGAUGCAGAUCUUUGUUAAAACUCUCACUGGCAAGACCAUCACCCUCGAGGUGGAGUCUUCGGACACGAUCGAUAACGUAAAGGCCAAGAUCCAGGACAAAGAGGGAAUCCCUCCCGACCAGCAAAGGCUGAUCUUUGCCGGUAAGCAACUUGAGGACGGCCGCACCCUCGCGGACUACAACAUCCAAAAGGAGUCGACCCUCCACCUCGUGCUCCGGCUUCGGGGCGGCAUGCAAAUUUUUGUCAAAACCCUAACUGGCAAGACAAUCACCCUCGAGGUUGAAUCCUCGGAUACCAUAGACAACGUCAAAGCCAAGAUUCAGGACAAGGAAGGCAUCCCUCCGGACCAGCAAAGGUUGAUCUUUGCCGGCAAGCAACUGGAGGACGGCCGCACCUUGGCUGAUUACAAUAUCCAGAAGGAAUCUACCCUCCACCUUGUCCUCCGUCUCCGUGGUGGCAUGCAGAUCUUCGUCAAAACCUUGACCGGCAAGACCAUCACCCUCGAGGUGGAGAGCUCCGACACUAUUGACAAUGUAAAGGCCAAGAUCCAGGACAAGGAAGGCAUCCCUCCGGAUCAGCAAAGGUUGAUCUUUGCCGGCAAACAGCUUGAGGACGGCCGCACCUUGGCUGAUUACAACAUCCAGAAGGAGUCUACCCUCCACCUCGUGCUCCGUCUCCGCGGUGGCAUGCAGAUUUUCGUGAAGACCCUCACUGGCAAGACCAUCACUCUCGAGGUGGAGAGCUCCGACACCAUUGACAAUGUGAAGGCGAAGAUUCAGGACAAAGAGGGCAUCCCUCCGGAUCAGCAAAGGCUCAUCUUCGCCGGCAAGCAGUUGGAGGACGGCCGCACCCUGGCAGACUACAACAUUCAGAAGGAGUCCACCCUUCACUUGGUGCUGAGGCUGAGGGGAGGGAUGCAAAUUUUUGUUAAAACUCUCACCGGGAAGACCAUCACUCUGGAGGUAGAGAGCUCCGACACAAUCGAUAACGUCAAAGCUAAAAUCCAAGAUAAGGAGGGGAUUCCGCCGGAUCAGCAGAGGCUCAUCUUCGCUGGGAAGCAGCUGGAAGACGGCCGCACCCUGGCAGACUACAACAUUCAAAAGGAGUCCACCCUUCACCUGGUCCUUCGCCUCCGUGGUGGUCAGUGAGAAGCUCUGCUUCAUUUGUUGUCAUGGAGUUUUAUUCUAGUCGUUUGGGAGUCCAAAGUUGAUGAAGUGACAUGUUGCCUUUUAUUGUCGUCCGCUACUCUUACGUUUGGUUCAAACCACUAUAAUGACUUGCUUUUUAAUUAGUAUAAUGCAAUUCUGCAACUAUGUUUUCUGUU
This is a messenger RNA of Zingiber officinale, 2598 nucleotides long. Its product is annotated as polyubiquitin-C. Gene Ontology annotation, molecular function: ubiquitin protein ligase binding; protein tag activity. The record is from RefSeq and is a predicted model, not a curated record. Gene Ontology annotation, biological process: protein ubiquitination; modification-dependent protein catabolic process. The transcript is spliced from 3 exons. Gene Ontology annotation, cellular component: nucleus; cytoplasm. The coding region runs from base 137 to 2422 and encodes 761 amino acids. Lineage: Eukaryota; Viridiplantae; Streptophyta; Magnoliopsida; Zingiberales; Zingiberaceae.